CUGCGGACCGGGCUGCGCGCUCUCCUCCCGUAACGUGUCAGAUUUCACCCUCCCCGAGUCUCCCCACCUCCGACCCACCCCCGUUUUUCUCUUCCAGUGAAAUAGGCGGCCUCCCACAGCGGCGGAUCCUUCCUUUCCGUCCGCUCCGGCACCCUGCGAGUCAGACUGCGAUGAGUGGACUGAGGUCUCCUGGGCUGCUGGGGCUGGUGCUCUUAAUGCUCUCAGCAGGAUAUUGCAAAGAGAAAACUGACUCCGCAGAUUUGAAAGACCGGCAAAGUCUCUUAAAUCUAAUCAUGGAGAUCAUUCAGGAACUGAAAAGGUACCACCUGGAGAAGGACAGUGGGGUGCAGUACUUCUCCAAGCACGACUAUAACUUAGAUCGAAGGGAAGUGGCAGACUACGGAGGAUACCAGGAUGAGCAGAGACUGAGGAUGAAAGACAAAUUUUUAAAGCAUUUAACAGGUCCACUCUACUUUAGCCCAAAAUGUAGUAAACACUUUCAUCGGCUUUAUCACAAUACAAGGGACUGCACCAUCCCAGCAUACUAUAAAAGAUGUGCCAGGCUUCUUACUCGGUUGGCAGUAAGCCCAAUGUGCAUGGAAGGAUAAAGAUGCUAUUACCAGGAAAAGAAACACCAAGAACCAAGAGAAGUGCCUUGGAAACCAACAGGGAAAUAGAACUUAUUACCUUUAUAACAUACUCCAUUGUGAACAAGAGAUUUAUUUUUGCAGAUUGACAGACUACUUCCCAUAAUUCUUUUAACAUGCGUUUUGUAUGUCGUCAACAGUUUGCAGAUUGACAUUCUUUACAGUAGUAUAACUGCCAGUAGUACUUAAUGCUCCAUCCUUAAAGACACACUUUACAACUGAUGUGUAAUGCUGCCAAAAAUUAUGUAAACACAAAUAUUUCACCAAGAAUGUUGAUGUUCUAUUGCUUAAUACUACAAUUUUAAGGAACGUUUGUUUGUAUAUCUAGAACUACUAAAGAUCUGCUCCACAGUAGUUGUGGUCACUUGAUAUCCUUCAUGCUCAUGCAAUUUUUUAAAAGUUUGGUUAAAACAGACUUGCACUGGGGUCACAUUGUACCCUAGGAGUAAAAAAUUGCAUGACAAACAGGAACAUAAUUCCAAGUAGACAUAUUUUUUGGGACAGUGGAGCAUGAAUUUUGUACACAAACACAAGCUGCCAUUAAUUUACUUUAUAUAAAUAAAUGUAUAAAACAUUCCAACGAACGUGCAAUAUGUAAAUACUGUAAAUAACAAGCAUAAGUAAUAAAGUGUUUGGUAUUAAGUUCUCAGUUUGCUUUCUGUUCACUGAAUCCAGAUAAACAAGCUAUCUUACAGGAGCUACUAUCAUUUAUCCACACUUAAUUUUCUUUCCAGUAACAGUUCACUAGAGUAAGAAAGAAAGGUACACCCACCUCAGAGAAGUCCAGUCUAUGGAUUUGUGAGGAUGGACAGAUCAGUGUGAUCCAAUCCCACAAAAUGCCCAGACCACAAGGCUGCUCCAAUUCUCUACAGCAUUAUAAAUUUGGAUCUUUUUUUAAGACAAACAGUUCUUUUGGGUUUUUUUUUCUUUGGUUUUGUUCAGAAAAAAAUCUGCAGUCUAUUCAUGACAGUGCAAGAUAAUAUAAUCAGUAGAUAUCCAAUAAAUCAUUUUUGUAUCAUAAAAUUUUUAAGGAGUUGGUGAACACUUACUCAAGAAGACUUGAUACACAUGUGCAUUUCUUCCUUAAACCAGAUAUUAAAUCUAGUUGUAAUAAAACAUCUCAAACAGGAAGAAAAUUUUUAUGUGUGGCCAGUAGAUGAACCUCACGUACUUUUAUCUUAAUACUGGCCCCUACCUUCCAUUUCAAUGGAAUUCAAAAUUCAAACCACAAAAUGUAAAAACAAAACCAAACACACCCCUCCCGACCCUGAGAAAUAGCUAAGAGCUGGGAUUCUUGAAAUUCACACUUAGGAGCCUUCAGCAUCUAGCUCUUUAGA
Molecule: messenger RNA, 1984 nt
Organism: Athene cunicularia (burrowing owl)
Lineage: Eukaryota; Metazoa; Chordata; Aves; Strigiformes; Strigidae
Gene: ALKAL2
Product: ALK and LTK ligand 2
Exons: 5
Coding region: 171-608 (145 amino acids)
Biological process (GO): positive regulation of ERK5 cascade; positive regulation of ERK1 and ERK2 cascade
Molecular function (GO): receptor tyrosine kinase binding; receptor signaling protein tyrosine kinase activator activity
Source: RefSeq, a predicted model, not a curated record